AUGAUGGUUCCGGUACAACUUCAAACGGAUCACAAUAAAAAGAAGACAACAGUAAUAGCACUGUUAGAUUCUGCGUCAGAUCAAUCCUUCAUAACAACAUCACUCGCUCAUACACUAAAUCUCAAUAUACAAAGCGAAGCUACAAUCAUAGUAAAUACCUUUGGAGGCAAAGCUGAGAAGAAGAAAACUAAGAGAGUAAUCACCUCACUAUUCAACGCGGAAGGAGAUUUCAUAAACGUCGAGCUUCUGACAAAUGAUCAAAUCACACCCCCUCUCCAGAUGGGAUCGGUGCUUCGAGAAGACGAGCUCUUCAUCCGCGAACAUCUCUCCGAGGACGAAGUGCUCAGACUCUUAAAAAAGAAUAAUGAUACAGUAAUCCCCGGAAUACUUAUAGGAAUGGAUUACUUCAAUUCAGUCAUGCAGCUCGACGAGCCUGUCAUCCGUCUUCCGUCAGGAUUCCUCCUCACGCACACUUUCUUCGGUGCCGUGAUAUCAGGUGCCCCUCAAUUUGAUAAUGGACAACAUGAGAGGAGCCAUUUCAGCAAACGGGUCACCAAUUCAUGCACUAUCCUUCAAUCCAAUCAAAUUGACAUAUCCGACUUGUGUAAGCUCCAUACAACAGGAAUUGAAGAUAUGACUUCCGAUGAAGAAAUAAACAAUCAAAUCAUAGCAGAUUUCUAUUCAAAGGUUCAAAUCGAAGACAAUAGCAUUUUCGUGUGUUUCCCUUGGAAGCCAAACAAAAUGCGCUUGCCAACAAAUACACACUUGCCUUAA
This is a messenger RNA of Haemonchus placei, 774 nucleotides long. NCBI's taxonomy places the organism in Eukaryota, Metazoa, Nematoda, Chromadorea, Rhabditida, Trichostrongylidae. The record is from the annotation of a GenBank genome assembly.